GUCACUUCCGUGUUGGUUUCAAGAGAAGGAGCAGGAGGUUGCCGCUUGCUCUAGCCUAGCACACAUUUUAAAAGAAGAAUGGGUGGCAAUAGUGCACCAGUAAGCUAGAUGCCAACGGCCGUAGAAGAAGAAGAAUUUUAACACGCUCGUUGAAUUGGCAUAACAGUUUCUACGGUCUAAAUUGCGUGAAAACAAUACCGCUCAUCUUAUGCGACGUUAAUUUGGAGAAUAUAUGAUGUUGCUCUCUUUUCAUGUAUACCUGCCAACUGCUAGCGAUUGAACUCUUCAGGAAAAUGUUCCUUUACUACAUCAGAAGGCGUCUCCAGCUUUUGGCGAAAAGCUCCCUCGGUAUCAGCGGAAUAUAUCUAAGUACAAUACUCGUGAUGACAGCUGUGAUACAACUAGCCUUCUGAUGCAACUUUGCGCUGACCGUUAUUACAUUUCUCCUGAAGCUUUCCACACUAGAACCUGUACAUAUGGACCUUUAGGAACAGGACUGAAGAAAAACAUUAUUGAACAGUGGACCUCAGCAAUACGUUCAAGAGCAUAUGUGUUUGGGAUCACUACUUCAGUGCAAAGUAGAAUGUGUGAGGAAUCUGUCAGGAUUGUUAAUGUAGAGACUCUUCAAGAAAUCCUCAACCAAGAAAGUUUAACUGAAAAAGAAGCAUCUCAAAAGAUUCAAACACUCAUGAAAGACAGUGUGUCUAUUCGGACGAGUCUCCUGAAGGGUGCUUUGCAGCAGUAUAUUCAGGCUUUGGAGCUUGUGAAUAGGACAUUGCCUUUUGGAUUGUCAGAGAUAGGUCUGUGCCAUCAUUCUGAUAGUCAGCACAGACAUUCGUCUGGAUGCUCAUUUGAGGUAACCGAGUCAUCUUUAGUUUGGUUCUGUUCUCCUCGGACUUCUUCACAGUGGAUGGACUACUGGGCUCAUCAAAGACUGCAGUGGUGGAGGAAGUUUGCUUUAGGUCCUUCUGACUUCAGUAUGUGCAAUGUGAUGGAUGAGGAACUGAAAGAAGGGACAUCUCGUGGUAUUAAAGUCCUCUAUAAGUUCCCCUGGGGCUCAGAGACCCUGGAGACAGUGUGGAGCCUGGGGGACACACUACUGCUGAAGACUCACCAAGGAGCUUGUACGAAACUACAGUGCAGAGAUGGAAGAAAGUCUGUAGUUCCUCAUGUCAUCUCUGUCAGUGCAAAUGUGGAUCGAGGGAUGCUGGCUUAUCUAUUUAACUCGUUUCAAUUGCUGAAGAAAGCUGACAACAAACAAAAGAUUCAUCAAAGGAUGGUUUGUGAGGGUUUGUUCCAAGAGUUCCUUGAAGCUGGAAUUUCCACAUGGCCUGGAUACUUGGACACAAUGUCAUUAUCUCUGGAGAAUUUACACACAAAGUAUGAUGAGAUGGGUGUCCUCUUCACAUUGAUGGUCAGUGAGAGCACACUAAAAAGUGGCCUUCUGCUGGUUCGUAACAGAGACACCACCAUCAGAGAGACUAUGCACAUCUCAGAAAUCAAAUGCUUUCUGCUCAAAUACAUAUCUGCCUCAGAGAAUUUCUGACUUUUAUCAUCUGAAUCUCAAAAGAAUAUAUCUUGUAAAGUAUCGCAAUGUGGUAAUAUGAUAACUGUGUUGGAAGUGAUGUAACCGUUACAAAAUUGUCACUCUGCUUAUGUAAAAUAAAGUGAUGUAA
This is a messenger RNA of Onychostoma macrolepis, 1676 nucleotides long. It is a transcript of the gene polg2, whose product is annotated as polymerase (DNA directed), gamma 2, accessory subunit. Bases 413 to 1546 code for a protein of 377 amino acids. Gene Ontology annotation, biological process: mitochondrial DNA replication. Gene Ontology annotation, cellular component: mitochondrion; cytoplasm. The record is from RefSeq and is a predicted model, not a curated record. The transcript has 7 exons. Lineage: Eukaryota; Metazoa; Chordata; Actinopteri; Cypriniformes; Cyprinidae.